Purpureocillium takamizusanense is the source of this 1725-nucleotide messenger RNA. RefSeq lists its product as uncharacterized. Gene Ontology annotation, molecular function: protein kinase activity; ATP binding. The record is from RefSeq and is a predicted model, not a curated record. Bases 1 to 1725 code for a protein of 574 amino acids. The transcript has a single exon. Gene Ontology annotation, biological process: protein phosphorylation. NCBI's taxonomy places the organism in Eukaryota, Fungi, Ascomycota, Sordariomycetes, Hypocreales, Ophiocordycipitaceae.
AUGGAGUUGAGCCAACAGUCCAUUCACGACGUCAUUCAUCCCACCGCCGCCUUCUCUGAUGCGGCAGCCAACAUCGACGCCGCACUGGCCGCCCCGCCGCUUGACGUUCCUUGGCUGCAGUCGUCGCUCAAUCCAAAGAAUCGCAUCAACAGUCUGGACGUCCCCGCCCGCCCUCUGUGGCGUAUCGACGGUUGUACCGCCUUCGGCACCCAGAUUUACGCCAUCCCGCUCUUCGUCGACGUCGUCCGGCCCUAUCGAGUCGACGUCUUCAUUCCCGAGCCGGCCACCGUGCCUCCGGAUCUUCGCAAGGCCCUGGAUCUCGACGUGGCCUUCUACGUCCGUGAUGGCUCACGCAUCGCCCAGCUGGGCUUCACGCGCCACGUUCUUCGAAUCCUCCAACACUGGACCAACACCCUGCAGAAUCCAGCAGACAUAUACAAGGACCUUCCCUUUGGCUCCAGAAUCGUCCUGCACAACCUGCCCAAGAACGUCGCCGACGCACGCAUCUCCGUCGCCCCGACGCACUACCUGGAGCGCCAGCUGCUCUCGCCAUCCGCUCUGCAAAAGUUCUGGGGCAGUGGCCUCAGUCUGCCCCCCAUCGUCCAACUCGAGGACGUGGAAUACCUGUCCCAGCUUCAUGACAGCGUCUGCCUGGUCAAGAUCGACGGCCGCACCUGGAUUUUCAAGGCCCUUACCAGCUACACCAAGUACUUGUAUCACGAAAUGAGGCAGCUAUUGGUCAUGCCACCUCAUCCCAACAUCAUUGCCCGCCCGGUCCACCUAGUCACCAAGAGAUGCAGCUUCGGGAACAAAGUCGCCGCCGUCGGGUUCACCGUGGAGAACCACGUCCACGGCAGCCUGCGAGACCUCAUUCCGUUCCUCCAGGUGCACGGCAAGGUGUCUCUGGACGACAAGAUCAAGUGGUCAGUUCAACUGGCCUCGGCCCUCGUACAUCUUCGAGAAACGGCAGGCAUCUUCUACCCAGACCUGCGGCUCGACAACAUCGUUCUUUCGGAGUCCUGGGACGCCGUCAUGAUCGACUUUGAGCAGCGGGGCGUGUGGUGCGAGUUCGCGGCGCCCGAAGUGAACGCCAUCGAGUACGUCCGACUCUUGGCCAUUGAUGAGGACAUCGACCCGGACGUCCAAACAAAGUACUCGGCGAUACUCGACGAGCUGCUCCCUGGCUGGGAGGACAUGGGCGAGGGCGAAGAGUACAUUUGGCCCUCGAAAGGGUACAACGUCCCGUGGUCAUGCCUCACGCAGAGGGAGCAGGAGGCCUGCGAGGUCUACAUGCUUGGCCGCGUGCUCUGGUGCAUCUUCGAGGCGAGCAGCGCCCCACAGAGGGCCGCUGUGUGGCUGUCGUACCGCUGGGAGCCCCUCGUCGAGUUCCCCGGCUACACGACGACGCCCGAGCCCAUCCGGGACCUCAUCGACCGCUGCACCCGCGGCCGGCAGCCCGGGCUGACCAAGUACAUCGUCCGCGAGCGCGACCGCCUCAUCAUGCGCGAGCUCGAGAACACGGGCAAGUCCACUGCGCAGCAGGUGCGGGAGACGGCUCGCGACUGGUGGGCGGCCGAGAUCGAGGCCGCCGAGGCCUGGCUUGGGGCAAGGGCUGACGGUAUGGCGAGGGGCGACUGGAACGAGAACUACUUCGACCGGCCGAGCCUGCAAGAAGUCUACCAGGCUCUCGAGGCUUUUCGCGCCACCAAGAGCACGGUUCCCUGA